AUGGCUGGAUACACUGAAGAGUGGGUCGAUGUGCAGAAAAACACCUUCACUAGAUGGGCCAACACGUACCUGUCGCGCAAGCGCAUGACGAUCGAGGACUUGUACGAGGACCUGAAGGACGGGAUUCGACUCAUUUCGCUGCUGCAGAUCGUCUGCCGUGAGAAAGUGUGCCGUAAAUACAACAAGAAGCCGCGCAUGCGGAUCCAGAAGAUGGAGAACCUCAACUUUGCUUUUGCGUUCAUGCAAAAGAAGAAUGUCAACGUGACGAACAUUGGCUCGUCCGACAUCCUGGACGGUAACAAUAAGCUCGUGCUCGGACUUAUGUGGACGCUGAUUAAGGCUUUUCAGGUCGCCGAGAUUGACGUCGAAGGCGUCUCGGGCAAAGACGGUCUGCUGCUUUGGGUCAACCGCUCGCUGGCGGACUACCCGUCUGUGGUCGUGAAGAAUUUCUCAAGCAGCUGGGCAGACGGCAUGGCCUUUUGCGCUUUGAUCCAUCGAUACGCGCCCACGCUCAUUGACUUUAGCUCGAUGGACCCGAAAGACCCGCAGACGAAUGUCAAGCUUGCGUUCGACAUUGCGCGCGAAAAGUUACGUAUCCCGCAACUGCUUGAGGUGGAAAACGUGGCAGGACAGGCCAAGCCCGAUGAAAAGAGUAUCACCACGUACGUUUCCCUGCUCUUCAAGGAGUUUGCAUCCGGCGUGCAGAAGAAGAAGGCCGUGACGACGAUUUCCAAGGCGUUGAACAUUGCGCAGCGCCACCAGGAACUCGCAGCGGAAUUCGACAAGAAUGCGUCUGGUUUGCUCGAAUGGCUCCAGCAGCAGACGGAACGUUUCCAGACGCUCAGCCAGCCUCGCCACAUUGUUGACCUGAAGGAAGCACUGGCUUUUCACCUUGACUACAAGAAGAACGAGAAGCCGCCGCGCGAGGCUCAGUUUGUGGCAGUCGAAGGUUGCGCUGGGCGUUGGAUUGCCAGUUGUAAGAACAAUGGGCGCGCGGUACCGAACUUGGACCCACCGAUUGAGAAAUUGCAGUCGCUUAAGGCUCAGCUUGAUGAGCUGGAAACGGCUUUUGAACUGAAACUGCGUCAGAACCUGGAAAGCUACCAGAAGACGGAGAUCUUUCUUACAAAGGUGGUCAAGGAUCUGGAGAAAGUGGAGGCUUGGGCCACGGAAAAGGAGGCGCUGGCUCUUUUUGCCGAAGACAUGCAGGUCAAUUCCACUGUUGACGCCGAAGAGAAGCUUGAGAGCGUUUCUUUUCUGCAGGACAUUGAGCUUCCGCGGUACAAGCAGCUUUUGGCUUCGGUCGUCUGCGAAGCCGACGGACUCUCCGAGGAGCACUUGGACACGAAAGCCACACUGGAACGACUGGAGUCGAUGAAGAACUUUGUCGCAAUGGUGGAAAACAAGGUUGAGAGCGUGAAGGCUCGACUGGAGGAACGGCUCCGUUUGCAACAAAGUGUGGACGCUGUGGCCAAGGAUGCCAAGGCACUGAUACGCAAUUUGAAGUACGUCAUCGAGGAGAUGGAUGAGGAAGUGGAAGCGGCUACGAAGCUAGAGGAUGUGUCUACUGCUGGUGUAGUUGCUGCCAAGCACCAGUUUGACACUGUGUUGGUGCCCAAGGUUCAGAACGCCGUUGUGACCGAGAGCGAGAAGCUUUCCGAGAAGAGGGAGAUUUUGGAGGAUGCUGGUCGCACAAGCGAAGUAGCCCUUAUCGACAAGACGAAUGCUCGCGUGCAGAAGCUCUUGGACUCGCUGGCCGAGAAGCGUGGAUACUACGAAAAGGAACUUGCAACAGUUGAGAAACGUGAUGAGGUGUGCCGUGAAUUUGCGACGCUGUCUACCCGUAUCAAGGAACGAUGCGCGCAGAGUACGCAGUCGAUUAACAUUGUGGAGGGUUCGCUCAAGGACCAGUAUAAUUCGAUGGUGAACCUGCGCUACCGACUGUUUCGAGCCAGUACCAGUACUGUGGUCGAAGAAGACGUCGAGGAGAAGCUCAGCGAGCCUGAGAUUGCUGGAGUUGAGACGCCUGCUGGCGGGGAGGCUGAGAAGUCUUCGUUUGGCACUGAGGCUGCAAUUGUUAAUAUGGCGGAAACGAAUGCAGCGCAGAUUGAGGAGGCCAAGGCAAAGACGGAGCAGCUCAUCGUCCCUCUCACGGAAGAUAUGGAGCAGCUGGAGCGCAUCAACGAUGAGCUGGAGCGGCUGCAAGUGCACACGAAUCCGUUCACGACGGACACGAUCCAUGGGCUGCGUGCCCAAUUCACUUCGCUUGAGACGGCCGUGCGUGCCAAGGUCAAGUCGCUGGAGAAGGAGUUGGUGCUGAGCGAGUUGGGCAGCCUUACUCCUCAGCAGGCGAAAGAGAUCAAGGAAGUGUUUGACCAUUUCGAUCUGGAUGACGACGGAGUCCUCGCUCGCGACGAGUUCAUUAUGGCGUGCAAGGGUCUCGGUCUCAGUCUGAGCGAGGACGACUGUCACGAUUACUUCGACAAGAUCGACGACGAGGACAACGACGAGAUUACGUUCGACCAGUUUUCUACUUUCUGCACGGAGCAGCUGCAGAGCGGAUCCACGAAAGGCGACGUACACGAGGCGCUGGAUAUCCUCACCGGCGAGCAGCUGACGCUUGAGCAGAUUGGGGAGCGUUUUGACGCGUCGCAGGUCGAGUUUAUCAAGAAAAAUGCACCGGAGCUCUUGGAGGCGGACGGCAAGUCUGUCGACACGAAAAAGUUUACGGAGUUCAUUUUUAGCGUCUGA
Messenger RNA from Peronospora matthiolae, 2751 nucleotides. NCBI's taxonomy places the organism in Eukaryota, Oomycota, Peronosporomycetes, Peronosporales, Peronosporaceae. The record is from the annotation of a GenBank genome assembly.